This is a messenger RNA of Raphanus sativus (radish), 2296 nucleotides long. RefSeq names its product protein CYPRO4. Bases 196 to 2106 code for a protein of 636 amino acids. The transcript is spliced from 2 exons. Gene Ontology annotation, cellular component: nucleus; cytoplasm. NCBI's taxonomy places the organism in Eukaryota, Viridiplantae, Streptophyta, Magnoliopsida, Brassicales, Brassicaceae. The record is from RefSeq and is a predicted model, not a curated record. Gene Ontology annotation, molecular function: protein binding.
ACCUCCUCUCAAAUCCCUAACUCCUUCUCCUACAACCACUCUCUCUCUCUUCAUUUUCUCGAGAAAUCAUUUCAAACUCGUUUCGAUUCAUCCCACAAAACUUCGGUACCGACCGAUCCGUUCUGAUUCCACCUGCGAGAGAAUUCAAAAACAGCAAAGUUUUUUUUUCCUUCGUCUAAGCUUUGAUCAAAACUCAUGGGUACUUCUCAGAGCCGUGAAGAUCGGAUCACCGAUUCCGACACCGAAUCCGAUUCUGAUUACUACCAAGAAGAAGAAGAAGAAGAUGACGAUGAUCAGAAGAAGAAGAAGCAAGGAUCGUCUUCUGGUUCGAAACCUUCUUCCGAUUCAUCAUCGAUUCUCGAGAUCGAGAAGAAGCUGAGCGCCUUGAAGCUCAAAUACCCAUCGCCAUCCUCGCCCCCCAACGCGGUGAAGCUUUACCGCCACAUCGGAGGAAACACCCCCAAGGCGAAAUGGAUCACCGCGGAGAAACUCACAUCCUACAAAUUCGUCAAAACGACGUCGUCCGAGGGAGACGAUGUCGUUGAUUACGACGACGGCGAAGAGACAAACGAGAAAGGCGAGUCCUUUUGGUUUCUCGGCGUCGGUGGUUCCAAGGUCAGAGCUAGGGUUUCCACCGAUAUGCAGUUGAAGAUGUUUGCUGACCAGCGCAGGGUCGAUUUCGUGAGUAACAAUGGUGUCUGGGCGUUGAAGUUCUUGUCGGAUGAGGAGUAUAGGAGGUUCGUUACUAGGUUCCAGGACUAUCUGUUUGAGAAUGUGUUUAUGGUAAAAGCCUCUGAGGAGAGUAAGAUGAAAGUCUACGGGAAAGAUUUUAUUGGUUGGGCUAACCCUGAGGCUGCUGAUGAUUCCAUGUGGGAGGAUGCUGAAGGUCCACCUGAGGAGGAGGAGGAGGAAGUUAAUGAGAUAGAUAAGGACUUGACUGAAGAGUUUGAAGAGGUGGCUAACGGUGGAGUGCAGAGUCUUGCUUUGGGUGCGUUGGAGAAUUCUUUCCUUGUGAAUGAUUCGGGUGUUCAGGUUUAUAGGAACAUGGACCGUGGGAUUCACGGGAAAGGUGUGUGCGUUAGGUUUGAUGGUGGAAGAGCUGCGAGCCAGACGACGCCGAACAAGGCGCUUUUGAUGAGGGCGGAGACUAAUAUGAUGCUGAUGAGUCCUGCUAAGCAAGGGAAGCCCAACACGAGCGGUGUGAAGCAGCUUGAUAUCGAGUCAGGGAAGAUUGUUACUGAGUGGAAGUUUGAGAAAGAUGGGACUGAGAUCACGAUGAGAGAUAUAACGAAUGAUACUAAAGGGUCGCAGCUAGAUCCGUCUGAGUCUACGUUCUUGGGGUUGGAUGAUAAUAGGCUGUGUCAGUGGGACAUGAGGGACAAGAGAGGGAUAGUGCAGAACAUCGGAUCAUCGCCCGUCUUGGAGUGGACUCAAGGGCAUCAGUUUUCGAGAGGGACUAAUUUCCAGUGCUUUGCUAGUACUGGAGAUGGGUCGAUCGUUGUGGGAUCGCGUGAUGGGAAGAUAAGGCUGUACUCGAAGACCUCAAUGAGAAUGGCGAAGACUGCUUUCCCGGGGCUUGGCUCGCCGGUAACUCAUGUGGACGUGUCUUAUGACGGGAAGUGGAUCUUGGGGACAACGGAUACGUACUUGGUUCUUAUAUGCACCCUUUUCACAGACAAAGAUGGUCGGACUAAAACAGGUUUUAGCGGAAGGAUGGGGAAUAAGAUACCAGCUCCGAGGCUGCUGAAGCUAACGCCACUAGAUUCACACUUGGCAGGAAAAGAUAAUAAGUUUCACGGCGCUCACUUCUCAUGGGUAACGGAGAGUGGGAAGCAAGAGAGGCACAUUGUGGCAACAGUGGGGAAGUUCAGUGUGAUAUGGGACUUGGAACGGGUGAAGAACAGUGCGCAUGAGUGCUAUAGGAACCAGCAAGGGCUCAAGAGCUGUUACUGCUACAAGAUCUUGUUGAAGGAUGAGUCGAUCGUGGAGAGCCGGUUCAUGCACGAUAGAUUCUCUUUCUCUGGUAACAAGUCUCCUGAAGCUCCACUUGUGGUUGCCACUCCUCAGAAAGUCAGCUCCAUUAGCCUCUCUGGAAGACGCUUGUGACAAACACGUACCUGAAACAUUUUUUCAUGUUGGUUUUUUUUGUAAUGAAAUUUGCUUGUAAUGUUGAUUUUCCUGUCUUGGUGUGAAGAAGGUUUGUGUGUGAUGAAUGAUAUUUGGCUUUCCUUAAAUAAGUUUCCUGUAAACAGCUUUGUAUGUGGUUUGAAUCAAACUGGGUAUGACUUUGGUUUCU